GUACAUAGUCAAGCGCUGAAGAGACGUUGAUGUCAGAAAGCACCAAAGUUCAAGAAAUGGCUUCGAAAAGAUUAGGAAAUAUUAAAGCUGAAAAUGCCAUCUUUUUUAUGUGUGACAUACAGGAAAGAUUUAAACCAUCUAUCAAGUAUUUUAAAGAGAUUGUAGAAAUCGCCGAAAAAUUGGUUGAAGCCACAACAAUUCUUGACAUCCCCCUGGUUGUUACAGAACAGUACCCAAAAGGGCUUGGAGAAACAGUAAGUGAACUUAAGGAGAAAUUGAAAGAAGACCAGAAGCGCUACAGUAAGACAAAAUUCACAAUGCUGGUACCGGAAGUCAUCUCUCAGUUGGAAGCAAACAAUAACAUCAAGCAUAUUGUGCUGUUUGGAAUAGAGACACAUGUAUGUAUUCAGCAGACAGUAAUUGAUUUACUAGAGAAAGGUUACGAGGUCCAUGUUGUUGCGGAUGCCUGCUCCUCAAGAACACAGAUGGAUAGGAAAUUUGCUUUUGAGGUUUGUUUUGAAAUUAUAGAUACCCACGAGAUAAUAAAAUUUAACCUCACUUGUAGUAAUUUGAAUAGGUUACAACUUUUCAUUUUUGUUUGGGGGGGGGGGGGGGGGGGCUCACUUAAACCAAAGAAUCUGUGGGGAUCCGGGUUAUAGUAGGUCUUCAUUACCCCUUGUUUGUUGUAAGACGCAAUUAAAUGGGGCGUUCCUUUGGAUGAGACCGCAAUUUAAACCAAGGCUCCGUGUCACAGCAGAUGAGACAUGCUAAAUACCCCUCUCUACUCAAAGGCUGUAAGCACCAAGCAUAGGUGUAAAGUUUGCAGCCCUUCACCGGCAAUGUUGACGUCUCCAUAUGAGUGAAAUUUUUUCGAGCGGAAUGUUAAGCAAUACACAACAAUCCAACUUAACCCAAAUGUUAAAGUUAGUUUUGACAUAGCUGUCUCCAUCUUUGUAAGUGGGAUGCACAAUACAAUGCAAUACUAAGACUUAUAUAAUGCCCUAAUCAAUUAAAAAUCUCUAAAGAGCUUUACAUAAAAAGCAUACAAUUCAAAGUAAAAACAACAUUGUCGUACAUAAAAAAAAUGAUUGUACUUGCAUAUGAUUGUAAUACACUAAGAGUCUUUGUAAUUUAUGCAGUACUGAAAAUGAAACAUGUGACAUUUUCAACAUCUUCUCAAGAACAACUGUGACAAUUUCAAUGAAACUUUGCAGAAAGUGCCAUUAGUCAACAGGAUUUAAGUUCCUUUAGAUGAAGGGUUACUCCCUUUGAAGAGGAGGUAAUUAAAGGGUUGAUAUAAAUAGGGAGGUGCAUAUCAUCAAAACCAUAAAGCCAUGUGUAUGAAACUUACUUUAUAGACUCAAGUUUUCUUUUUAAACACAUGACCACUUUUUCCAGGCUAGAUCCACGAUAGAGAUUUUCAGGAGAGAAGACUGAGGAUAUGCAUGUUUAUCUUUAUAAAACUUAUGAAAAGAGCAAGGCUAUAAAACUGACAAAUUUUACUUUUAGCACUUUUCGCAUUUUUUUUUUUUAUUAAAAAGUAUUUUUGUUUUUCAUAAAAUAUUGUAUAGUCUGUACCACAGGCACUUUUAUUACUUUGGGCCUAAUUACUAUAUAUAAGAGUACUUUUAUAUAUAGUAAUUAGGCCCCAAGCAAUAUAAGUGGCUGUAGUUUGUACAUGUAUAUUCUAUGUAGAAAUCCUUGUUUGUUGCAAUAUCAGCAGAAGCAGCAGUUUUAUAAAGGUUUGUGUUUCUAGAUAUAGCUCACUAAAACAUGGACCAGGACGUGCUAUGAUUAAUGUGUAGUUGUAAGGAAACAUCUGUUUUAAAAGUCAAUAAAAGGGAGUUAUACAUUAAAAGCAUCAUUGACAGCAUUAAACAGUGGUAAAAGUUCAUUCUUGUCAAAUAAACAACAACCUGACACUCUGCUGAGGACCAAAAUAAUUUGUAGAGUUAUUUCCAUAAUAAUGAUUGUACCAGUAAAUAUAUAUUAAUGUGCUAUGUAAUGUUUCUUGGGUUAGAAUGAAGUAGUAGGGAAAUUUAGAAACAAAUACAUAUUUGAAUUAUGAAAUGUGAUCCUUGGCCUCAGAUCAUAUUAAAUUAACCUUGUAUGUUGUUCUAGACAUGGUCAUAUCAAACCAAUUUAUAGUCAGUGGACAGGGGUACUAGCAUGCUUGUAAUAAAAAUAGCGUCUCUCAAACGUUUUGGUUUAGCACUUAAACAUUGAAUGAAUGUGUUUGAAUGCUUGGUGCUAUAUUUUCAGAGAUUUAGACAGUCUGGAGCCAUUGUGACAACAAGUGAUGCCAUUUUAUUACAGUUGGUCGGUGAUAAAGAACAUCAGCAUUUCAAAGCUAUUCAAAACCUAAUCCGGAAGACGGCCCCAGAUUCCGGUCUUUAGGUAGUCUGAAUAAAAUGGUGUCAUGAACUUGAUGUACUCAAUUUUCAUUCAUAACUAUGUAUUUUCUUCAUACAAAGUGUGCAAUUUAUGACUUUAAUCCAUCAGUAAAACUGACAUGUAGUUCACGUUUGUGAGGGAAUAAAUUCAGAAUACAGGGGCA
This is a messenger RNA of Ostrea edulis (European flat oyster), 2557 nucleotides long. Its product is annotated as isochorismatase domain-containing protein 1-like. Gene Ontology annotation, cellular component: cytoplasm. The transcript is spliced from 4 exons. The record is from RefSeq and is a predicted model, not a curated record. Bases 30 to 659 code for a protein of 209 amino acids. Lineage: Eukaryota; Metazoa; Mollusca; Bivalvia; Ostreida; Ostreidae.